UUAGAGCAUAAAUCGACAACAUCUUGAAGUGAUGCGUGAGAUUAAUGAAUUAAAAAGAUGUGUAGCAUUCCUAGAGAAAACAACAAAAAUCUUAAAUAAUAAAUAUGACAAUUUACGGAAAAAGUAUGACGAAUUAAUGGAUGAUAUACAUGAACAAAAACAAAAAGUUGAAUUUUUAAUUCAAAUAAUUAUAGAUGAAUCUAAACAAUCAGCUAAAGAAGAAACUGCCGCUAAAACUGAUGAUAAACUCUCCAACAAUCCACUGGUUAAUUUAGACAAUGCUGUAAACUCAAUCACCAAUGGAAUUACUAAUGAACCAGCAAAUGCUGUAUCUACUCCGACGUCGAGUGGCAAACAAGCUCUUCCAAAAGCUUUGGUUAAACUACAAGUCCUGACUCAUGUCAUCGAGGGUUUUGUCAUCCAAGAAUCUUCUGAGCCGUUUGCAGACAAACAGUGGACGGACAUGGAUGUUGAUAGCAAGAAAGAUGAUCCAGCGAAGAAAAUUGCGGAAGAAAAAUCAGUUCUGCCUAUUGAAGAUCUUACUCCUAAAAUUAAUCCUAUCAAAUGGACGGUCAACGAAGUGUGCGACUUUAUUCGCAACUUACCAGGGUGUUCAGACUACGCAGAGGACUUUGCAAUCCAGGAAAUUGACGGUCAAGCUCUGAUGUUGCUCAAAGAAGAUCACUUGAUGUCUGGAAUGAGCAUCAAACUAGGUCCAGCAUUGAAGAUAGUCGCUAAAGUAGACUCUAUGAGAAUAGACAACAAUGUUAGCAACUCACCCUUGUCAAAUAGCUCAUAA
Messenger RNA from Cotesia congregata, 799 nucleotides. The record is from the annotation of a GenBank genome assembly. Lineage: Eukaryota; Metazoa; Arthropoda; Insecta; Hymenoptera; Braconidae.